UUGAGGCAGGUCUCUUGCAGCAUUUAUAAACCUGCCACAUGCGACUCAGUUUGCUUGUCCAGUGUUGCCCCAUUUGACAUGAUGGCUGCUUGUGGUUUCUUGUGGGCUUUAACUAUGGCUAUGCUGACUCAGGAUAUUUGCUCUUACCCUGUUAAGAAAGAUUUUGAGCCAAGCUCUUCCUAUGGCAGUGGUCAUCAUACAAACUCGGCACCAGCUGCUCUGACUUCCACCCAGUACUCACCUGGAGCUUUUAUUCCCGGUGUUGCUUCCUCUGAGGGGGUUUCAAUGUCAACCACCUAUCAAGCGGUGCCACGCAGGCAGCCUGGCUAUCAGAGACAGCCGGCCACUUCCUACAGCUCUAGUUCUUUCUCCAGGCCUGAGUCGGGAUACGAGGGUGGCUCAAGCCGCCCUCUGGAAAAUCCUCAGAUGCCAGACUUAACACAACCAAGUGCUCCUUUCCAACCAGAUUCUCCCCCAGGUUUUUCCUGGUCUGUGGAACCAAGUCUUUUCCGUUCUACUGAGGAAACUAGCUUUGGCUCCAGUGAAAUGGCCCCUGCACCACCAGUACCUGGUUAUGUGAGCCCACCUGUACCUGAUAGAUUGAUUCCACCUCCAAGUGGUCCAGAGUUCCAACCAGGAGAAAUGUCUCAUUUUGAGAACCACUUUGAGCAUGGAAACUACCAGAGGGAGACAGAAGAGCAAGGUUAUCAGCCACCACCUCCUGGUAUCCCAGUCCCUGCUGAGCUAGAAGGCUUCACUAGUGAACCUCAUCCAAGACCAAGGCCAUUUUGGUUUGGGGGUCGUUAUCCUUAUGAUUUCAUGUUCCUGACUGGCCAGUACCCUCCAGGCACAGUCACUCACUUCAGCAGCAGCUAUGAACAUGGGAGAGACCACUGGCAAGAUGCUCACUAUGAGAGAAUCCAUGAGCCUUUCAGCGCCAGUGAAGAACAGAGUCAGACUUAUCCCAGUGACUUUUCAGACCUUCAGAGCUAUCAGCAGCCACAAUUGGAGGUGCCAAGUUAUCUGCCUUACAGCAAAGGUGUUGAUGAAGUUGGUCAGACCACGGACGAAGAAGGGACUGCUUCAGUUCCUUACCAUGGGGGUUAUUCACAGCCCAAUCUGUCUGACCAAUCCUCUGUGAGCAGCCAAACCAGUGGAUACAACAUGGGCAAGGUCAGUGGAUACUAAAGGCUUUCCCUCCAGCUGUGUUCAAUAAAGAGCUUGCAAACUGUCAA
Messenger RNA from Myripristis murdjan (pinecone soldierfish), 1235 nucleotides. RefSeq names its product tyrosine-protein phosphatase non-receptor type 23-like. The transcript is spliced from 5 exons. The record is from RefSeq and is a predicted model, not a curated record. NCBI's taxonomy places the organism in Eukaryota, Metazoa, Chordata, Actinopteri, Holocentriformes, Holocentridae. Bases 79 to 1188 code for a protein of 369 amino acids.